Xyrauchen texanus (razorback sucker) is the source of this 8435-nucleotide messenger RNA. Its product is annotated as leucine-rich repeats and immunoglobulin-like domains protein 2. The transcript has 18 exons. Gene Ontology annotation, molecular function: protein binding. NCBI's taxonomy places the organism in Eukaryota, Metazoa, Chordata, Actinopteri, Cypriniformes, Catostomidae. The record is from RefSeq and is a predicted model, not a curated record. Bases 398 to 3529 code for a protein of 1043 amino acids.
GGAAGACGGUUUUGUUUUUCCUAAGGAAAAAAGUAGAGGAACAAUGUUUAUAAAUGAGAGUUUUCAGCUAUGUUUGAUAUCGCUAUGUAACGCAAACUUGCAACGUUCCAGAGAAUAUGUCUUUCUUCGGGAUAAUUAAAACACAUUUCGGCAUCUUGAAGGUUGUUUGACGCUGCUCCGUUUGGGAAUUCGCAGAAGAAGAAGGGAAUUGCGAAGGGACGGACUGAGGAGAACUGAUGGCUCCAAGUUGUUCCGGAUUGGUUUGAAGGGAUCUCUGCAAUGAUUACCAAUGUUAUUCGGAUGCCUACAAAAGCAGAUCAAUUCGAAAACCCAUAUUAGUCUGUCUGUUUAAUUAAUGCCAUAAUUUGAGUGAUAAUUUGCGAUCUAGACACUCAAAAUGGCGGAGGGAUGGCCCAUCCUCCAGGUCCUGAUCCUGUUCAUAGUGAGUGUUGUGGGCCAGGACACUUGCCCUUCUCUUUGUAUUUGUUCCAGUGGUCCAGGUGCAGUUCAAAGGCUGGAUUGUAAUAAGAAAAGACUGUCUACUGUAUCCCUGGAAGCGCCAGCAUGGAUCACCCAUGUGUCCAUGAAUCAAAAUGAACUUGCAGUGCUGCCUUUCCUUGGAGAUGCCUCAUCCAACAUCACAGUGUUGUCACUUGUUCAUAACCGAAUCUCUGAAAUCGCUUCGGAACAGCUGUUGCCGUAUUCAUCGCUGGAAAGUCUGGAUUUGAGCUCGAACUCUAUAUCUGAGCUCAAAGCUGGAUCAUUCCCACCCAUGCAGCUGAAAUACCUCAACCUUAGCAAAAACAAGAUAAGUUCUUUGGAGCCUGGCUGUUUUGGAAACAUAAGCUCCCUACUGGUGUUGAAGAUCAACCAAAACCGACUGUCUCUGCUGCCAGAUAAAGUGUUCACACUCUCUCAGCUCCAAGUCUUAGAGUUGAGGCGAAACCGGAUCCGUGUGGUGGAAAGUCUCAUAUUUAAAGAACUGAAGGCUCUUAAAUCAUUGAAGAUGCAGCGGAAUGGCAUCACAAAGCUGAUGGAUGGAGCUCUCUUUGGUCUGGACAACAUGGAGGAGCUAGAGUUGGAGUACAAUAAUCUUACAGAACUGAAUAAAGGCUGGCUGUAUGGACUACACAUGCUUCGCAUUCUGCGAGUCAAUCAGAACAAUAUCGGACUCAUCCGAGCCGACGCCUGGGAAUUUUGCCAUCGCUUGGAUGAACUGGAUUUGUCCUUCAAUCACUUGAGCCGGCUGGAAGAUUGGGUGUUCACUGGUCUUAGCCUCAUGCAGAGUCUGAACUUGGGUGACAAUCAAAUCACACACCUGGGAGAAGGAGUGUUCAGCAGCCUGGCUAACAUCCGCACACUAGAUAUUCGUAAUAAUGAGAUAUCCCUCGCCAUCGAGGACUCAGUUGGCAUGUUUGUGGGUUUGAAGCGGCUCAACUCUCUGUUUUUACAGAAUAAUAAGAUCAGGACCAUCACUAAGAGAGCGUUUGAGGGUCUGGUGGAGCUGGAGCAUUUGGACUUGAGUACCAAUGGUAUCAUGUCUAUUCAUCCGGAUGCAUUCUCCCAUUUGAAACUUAAAAUACUUGAUCUGAACACCACCAGUCUCCUGUGUGACUGUCAACUGCAGUGGUUUGGCCAGUGGCUGAUUGACAGCCGCUUCCAGCAAUCCUGUACUGCUGUAUGUGCGCAUCCCACCUCCCUAGCAGGAUCUAGUGUGUUCACGGUUAAACCAGAGGAGUUUGUCUGCAAUGACUUCCCUAAACCUCAGAUCAGUGCUCACCCCAAGACCGCAGUGUCCUUACGUGGCACCAACGUCACUCUAAAUUGUUCUGCGUUCAGCAGCAGUGACUCGCCCAUGAACACCGCCUGGAGGAAAGAUGGAGAGGUGCUGUAUGAAGCUCCGGUGCAGAACUAUGCUAGGUACCAGGACGACCACCUUCUCUACACCACCGUACUUCACCUGCUCAACGUCAACUUUACAGAUGAAGGACAGUACCAAUGUGUGGUCUCCAACCAUUUUGGCUCCAACUACUCCACUCUGGCCAAGCUCACAGUCAAUGAGCUCCCCGCCUUCUUGAAGACGCCCAUGGACCUGACAAUCCGCACGGGCACAGUUGCAAGAUUGGAAUGUGCUGCAGAGGGACACCCGACACCCCAGAUCGCCUGGCAGAAAGAUGGCGGUAUCAAUUUUCCCGCCGCUCGCGAAAGAAGGAUGCAUGUCAUGCCUGAUGAUGACACUUUUUUCAUCGCCAAUGUGAAGGCCGAAGAUAUGGGGGUAUACAGCUGUACGGCCAAAAACGAGGCGGGCAGCCUCUCGAUCAAUGCCACUCUUACUGUGUUGGAAACUCCAUCGUUCCAGCGCCCUCUAGUGGACCGUACUGUCGCCCGAGGUGAAACUGCUGUCCUCCAGUGCAUAGCUCAAGGUAGCCCCAUCCCCCGCCUUAACUGGACCAAAGACAACGCACCAUUGGUUCUGACGGAACGUCACUUCUUUGCCGCAGCCAAUCAGCUCCUCAUAAUCGUAGAUGCCGGCCUGGCUGAUGCAGGGAAAUACACAUGCAUCAUGUCCAACACACUCGGUACAGAGCGAGGCCAUAUCUACCUCGGUGUCUCGCCCUCAGCCAACUGUGACCCGGUGGUCAGUGUGUAUGGUCAGGAUGCAUGGACAAUGGUUGGAAUUGUUGUGAUGGUGGUUGUCUGCUGUGUGGUUGGCACCUCACUUGUAUGGGUCAUAGUCAUCUAUCACAUGAGACGAAAGAGUGAAGACUACAGUAUAACAAAUACAGAUGAGAUGAACCUUCCAGCUGAUAUUCCCAGUUACUUGUCAUCUCAGGGUACUCUGUCAGAGCCGCAAGAGGGCUACAGUAACUCAGAGAAUGGAAGCCACCAGCAGCUCAUGCCCUCUCAUGGUAACGGUUACGCCCACAAAGGCACUGACGGAGUAUGUUAUAGUGAAGUGAGCAGUGAGGUGGACCCAGAGUCUAAUGGAAUGCUGGGGAGUCAUGCAGGCUCUUUCUUUGCUGGAAUUAGCAGCUUCCACCACAGUGAACCCAGAGAGGGACAGGCAAAUGUACCCAAUGGGGGAACGGGUCCUCUGAUCAUCUGCUCAGAUUGCUAUGACAAUGCCAACAUCUACUCUCGUACACGUGAGUACUGUCCAUAUGCCUACCAGGCUGAGGAUGACCCAUUGGUGGCGCAGCUCUACGGGCACAAGAAUGACCAUCAAGAGCGGGACCAGCAUAUAGACACAGCACUGGAAAGUUUGAUUAGUCAGCAGAACACAUCAGUUUUCCUCACAAACCAUGUACCACAACAGCAGGCUUCAAAACGCUAUAACACUGAUGUCCCUUGCAGAUCAUUUUGGGAUGGAAAAGAAACUCACUCCUCCAUCCUUGCCCGGGGCUCAGUGACUGUACACAAGCUCCAGACGGAUUUGCCUACUGGGGAUGGUCGAGAGGGGAGGAGUGGGGCACUGGAGGAAGGCUCAUACAGGACUAACUCACAGGAAACCACCUCUGCACCUACAUAAACCCAGCCAAUUCUGCCUUCCCCAAAGCCCUUGACGACAACAUCACCACUAUCCUUGUCAUUCAACCCCCAGUGCCCUCAGCCCACUACCUCUUCUGAGAAGCCUCAUUAUCUGCCAAAUUAAAUGCCUCUCUUUAUAAUGUUUACACACCUGCUUCUCCACUCCAUGUUACGUUGUAGCCCACUGUGAUGUGCGUGUUUUGUGGAAAACUCUCAAAAGCGGGAGACAAAAUUCCUUCUUGCCUGUUCCUCAACAACCAACUGGUCUGAAAGUAACAUUCCCAAGAGUUCCACUAGCCCUACUGAAACUUUUGACAGACGAAUUAGCCAUGUUUCUCUUUUUCCCUACAUACUUCAGAAAGUUGAGCCUUUUCACAAAUGCCAAAGCUUGACCAAGAUUCCCCCAAUAUCUUCCUUUGCUCUGGGAAAGGAACUGUAUGAAUUUUGACUGUGAAAAUAUUUACCCUUUCAGGGCAUGAACUGGGCAACCAGCCUGCCUUAACAGGGCAGUUAUGUUCUCUGAGUGACAUCAGAGGGCCAAUUAUCUGUUUUGCAUUUCUCAUUCCUUUUGGCAAAUGGUACUGCCAUUAAUAUAAUAACAGAGUUUAACGGCUCUGUUCUUUUCAUUGUUAUUGUACGCCAAAGUUGUUAUGCGGUUAUUGUAUUUUGUGUAGUGCUUUUCACAAACAUUCCUUUGUCCAUUUUUUUAAGGCACUAGAUUAGUCAGAAAGACAGGAUAUAUUGCACCUUUGACAAUCUGCCCAGGACAGCCUUCAACGAGUCAUAUGUUUUUUUUUUUUUUUUUUUUUAAAUUUUCUCCCGUAUUAAGCCUUUGUCUAGCUAUACUCUGUCUUUUAAAAAAAAAAAUGUAAAGGGUUAUUUAAAUUUGUUUUGUCCCCACUAUGUGUAUUAUUAUAGAAAACAAGCUAUACAGCCUAUUUAUGUAUAUACAGUGCUGUGAAAAAUUAUCCUGAUUUUCUUUUUGGAUACUGCAUCUCAUACUAAAUUGUUUAAAAAUUUCAAACAAAAUCAAAUAUAAAUCAAAAGCAAUCUGAGUAAACACAAAAUACAGAUAAUAAAUUAUAAUGUUAUUUUUUAAUCAAAAAGUUAUACAAUACCAACUGGGCCUGUAUGAAAAAUUAUUUGCCCCUUAGUUACUAAAUCCCCAAAUCUAUGGAACUGCAUUCAUAAUGGGGGUUCAGCUGGACUAGACACACCCAGGCCUGAUUACUGCCAGCCCUGUUCCAUCAAAUCAACACCUAACUAGAACUUUUUCAGCAGCAUGAAGUUGUGAAAAAUGUGAAAUGCAUCAGUCUGGUAAGGGUUACAAAGCGAUUUCAAAGGCUCUGGAACUCCAAAGAACCACAUUGAGAGCGCUUCUCUCCAAAUGGAGAACACCUGGCAAGCCAGCCUUCCAAAAUUCCUCUAAGAGCACAGCGACGAUGACUCCAGGUAGUCACAAAAAAGCCAAGGACAACAACCAAGGAACUGCAGGCCUCUUGCAUCAAUAAUGGUCACUUUUCAUGACUCCACUAUCAGAAAUACACUGGCCAAAUAUGCCAUUCAUGGAAGAGUGGAGAGGCAAAAACCACUGCUAAGCCAGAAGAACAUUAAGGCUUGUCUGAAAAAAGAACAUAUCUACGGUCAAUUAUGGUGGUUGUAAUGUGAUGGUGUAAGGAUGCUUUGCUGCUUUAGGGCCAGGGUGACUUGCAUUAAUUGAGGGAAACAUGAAUUCUGCUCUCUACCAGAAAAUCCUAAAGGAGAAUAUCCGGUCAUCACUUUGUGAGCUGAAGCUCAAGCACAUCUGCAUUAUGCAACAAGACAGUGGUCCAAAGCAUAGGAAUGGCUCACAAUAAGCUAAAUUAAUGUUUUGGAGUAGCCUAGUCAAAGUCCUGACUUGAACCCAAUUGAGAUACUGUGGCAGGACCUUAAAUGUGCAGUUCAUGCUUGAAAAUGCUCCAAUGUGGCUGAACUAAAGCAGUUCUGAAAAAACGAGUUGGCCAAAAUUCCACCACAAUGUUAUGAAAGACGGAUCUCCAGUUAUCGGAAGCAUUUGGUUGCUGUUGUUGCUGCUAAAUGUGGCACAACCAGCUAUUAAGAUUAAGGGGGCAGUUAGUUUUUCACAUGUGAUAUAGGUAUUUGAUAGCUUUUGCUUAAUUAAAAAUAUAUAUAUUUAAAAACUGUCAUUUGUGUUUACUCCGGUUGCCUGUGUUUUAUGUCAUAUUUUGUUUGAAGAUCUAAAACAAUUUGGUAUGAAAAAUGCACAAAAAUAAAAUAAAUCAGGAAGGAGGCAAAUACUUUUUCACAACCCUGUAUACAGUUGAGUGCAUACGUUUGCAUCCCUCUAGCAGAACCACCAAUAUGUUUAUCAUUUUAUAAUUUUAAAACGGAUUAGUAUACUAAUCUUGAACUCCUCUAGAGUUCUUUGACUUUUUCGAAAAAUAUUAUUUGUGAAACACACAACUGCUUGCAACCUUCAUGAUUUUAGGCCUAAGACAAAAUUAGACAUAUUUAGGCAUAGCCAUGCCUGCUAUUAAUAUUUAAAAUUGCAUUUGACCUUAAAAAAAGGAAAACUAUUUUGACCUCCUUGCCUGUGAACAUUGAAUUAAAGCUAGUUUAUCAUUUACUCACCCUUUUGCCAUCUCAAACUCAAAUGUGACAAUUUCUUCUGUGGAAACCAAACAAAGAUAUUUUAAAGGAUAUAUGAUGUUUUUGUCCAUACAAUGCAACCCAAAUGGGGUCCGUAACUUUCAAGCUCCAUAAAGGUAGCAUAAAAGUUACGAUUUAAAUGGUUUAAUCCUACUCUUCUGAAGCUGUAUGAUUGGUUUUGGUUGAGAAACAGACCAAUAUUGUAGUCCUUAUUCACUAUAAAUGUUGUCCGUGUCCUUGGCACAUCAAUAGCAAAGAAAUAUGAAUGAGCUUCUGUCAUGAAUCUGCCAAGGAGCCUGCUGAUGUCAUAGUGAAUGUUAUGGACCCCUUUGACCUGCAUUUUAUGUACAAAAACACAUGCGUCAUUCAAAGUGUCUUUGUCUGCCACAGAUAAAAAAAAGGCAAGAGUUUAAGAUUUCAAAGGGUAGGUGCUGAGAGACUUUAUCACUUUUGGGUGAACUGUCCCUUUAAGAGAAGUGGUCUGUGUUACAAAAUGUUAGUCAGUGAAAUAACAGAGACUCUUUUCUUAAAAGGCAUGUUUUAAGAGUACUGUUUUCAUGUUGAAUUUUAAUGUAUUAUAAAGUAACUUUGAAUGAUCUAGGACAAAUUUAAGUGAGUUACAACUAAGGGAAUAAUUAACUAACAAAAUGCUUAUCUUUCUGUAGGAAUAACAAAUUGAAAUUGAUUUCAACCACUCCGUGAGACGCUAUUUUUAUAGUUUAGUCAGUAUUUUUCAUGUUUCAGCUUUCUAUUCUUUGAGGUUAUUGCAUUAAGACAAGCUACUUUUCACAUUCAGCAUAACCAGUUCUAAUACGGACGAAUCACAGCCAUGCUGAUAUUCAGCACAACAGCACUCUUGCAUUUGCGUUAUUGCUUAAAGGGAUAGUUUACCCAAAAAUGAAAAUUCUUUCAUUUUCUCACCCUCAUGCCACGCAGAGGUGUAUGACUGACUGACUUCUGCAGAACACAAAUUAUUCAAAUUUUUCUUUUUAAGAAUAUCUCAUCUCCGUAGGUCCUCACAAUGCAAGUGAAUGGUGACCAGAACUCAUAAGGUCCAAAGCAUAAAAGUAAUUCAGUAGUUAAAACCAUAUCUUUUGAAGCCAUACGAUGGGUGAGAAACAUUAAUAUUCAAGUCCUUUUUUACUAUCAGUCUCCACCAUUGACAACAAAGUUUUGGGUGAACCACCCCUUUAAGUGGCCCAAAUCAUGUUUCAUCCAGUGGCUUCCAGCAAUCCUCAUUUAAACAUUUGAGCUAUACAACUUUCUUUGAACCUACAAAAAGCUGAUGGAUAUUCACAGCAGCAGAUAUCUGUGUACACUGUCCUCCUGUUAUUUUUUUUAUUCCAUUUCUAGACGCUUUCAACCACUCUCCAACUGUGAUAAAGACCCAUAGAUUUGCAUAUUCAUUUGUUGCAUUUUGCAGUUUCUUGCCUCAGUUUGCUGUAUAUUUAUUCUAAUCAGAGACCUUUAUGCCAAAUGAUGUGACUGACUCCAUGCUGCGUCUGUUUCUGUUGAUAGCAGAGGAUUAUGGCAACGUUUAAGAUAUCUAAACUUUUAGGAUUACUGUUAAUGCUUGCUUUGCCUAUUACAGUAGUCUCGCAUUGACUCUCAGUUCAUCUCUCAGGAGAUUAAGGCAAAAGUGAAUGGCAGUUUUAUUCUACUCUGAAUAAUACAGGACUUUGUUAGGAAAUGCACUGUUUAACACACUUGCCAAGUGUGAUUUCUGUGACUUUACAUUCAUUUGUAAUUCUAUUCAGUUUACGCCAAAGAACAACAAACAUGCAUCAAACAAUCCGUUUUCAGACUUUUAUCUCUGCAGAACAAAAAUGUGCUUUUCCCAAUCAGUGGGCAUGUUCAAACCAUUGAGAUUCCCUACUUUCACUGGAUAGUUUAGAAACGCCCAUCCUGGUUUGGAAACGCCCACUGUUUACUACACUGAGAUUCCCUACUUUGAUUGGAUAGUUUAGAAACGCCCAUCCCGGUUUGAAAAUGCCCACAGAUUUAAAUAUGCCCACCACUGUUCCGCAGAGACCUACACUUGAACAGAAACCAAAUUUCAGUGCUAAUGCUACAACAAUAUUUAAAUGCUGCUUUUUAAAAAUGUUUUGUUGCAUUUUUGUUUUGUUAAGUGUAAUGUUUAUAUGCUACAACAGUACAUUCUGUAAAGCAUGUACAUAUAAAGAACGUUGUGUUUCAGAAAAUGCCAACAUUUAUCUGACAUUUAAACAAUAAAAUGAAAAUUCUGUUGCACCAGAAGU